Messenger RNA from Soboliphyme baturini, 600 nucleotides. The record is from the annotation of a GenBank genome assembly. NCBI's taxonomy places the organism in Eukaryota, Metazoa, Nematoda, Enoplea, Dioctophymatida, Soboliphymatidae.
AUGACCCUGGCACGAGGAGUGAUUCAGCGAUUAUCUCCCAAGAACACAGCCCUUUUAAUUUGUGAUAUGCAAGAACAGUUCCGCAAUAUAAUCAGCUUCUUUCCUUCAAUAUUAGAAGUGUCGAGGAGAAUGCUUGAAGGUGCUACACUUCUGAAUGUUCCAGUGCUAGCGACGGAACAAUAUCCCAGAGGUUUAGGACACACUGUUCCAGAGCUUAACUUGAAGAAAUUUGAUGUCCCAGUUUUUGAAAAGACAUGCUUUUCCAUGUUAAAAAACGAUAAUUUGCAGAAGCAUAUGAAUGAACGACUAUCCCACGUCAAAAACAUCCUUAUUUGUGGUAUCGAGUCACACAUUUGUGUUUAUCAGUCAGUGUUGGACUUCCUGGAAAAAAAUUAUGAAGUCCAUGUCGUGGUCGAUGCCUCUUCUUCUAGGAGCCUUGGCGACAGACUUUUUGCCUUCCGACGAAUGGAGAAGCUGGGAGCCCUUCUUACGACAAGCGAAUGCGCCUUGUUUGAAUUGGUUAAAGAUUCUACAAACCCAAAGUUCAAGGAAAUUCAGAAACUCAUUAUCGACCUUGCUCCCAACAGCGGACUUUGUUAG